This is a messenger RNA of Amphiprion ocellaris (clown anemonefish), 1963 nucleotides long. It is a transcript of the gene fam110a, whose product is annotated as family with sequence similarity 110 member A. The transcript is spliced from 2 exons. Lineage: Eukaryota; Metazoa; Chordata; Actinopteri; Pomacentridae. The record is from RefSeq and is a predicted model, not a curated record. The coding region runs from base 325 to 1596 and encodes 423 amino acids.
GGAGCAGCACACAUGAGUUGUCAAACAGGUUUGUCUUGAGCUGUUAAGUGGUUUCCAACGCACUCACACAUAUUCUUCUCGGCAGGACAGUGCUGUGUGUUCGCUGGGACACAAGAAGAAGAACCGAGGAGAGGCUCAGGAGCUCAUCUCCAGCUGUCAAGAAAGCCCAAAUGUCACAGAUCUAGCUGAAAUGCUGAACUUACAUGUCUUCAAAGAUGGCAUGGAGAUGAUCGUGAGACGGCCACACAGAGGUACAAAUAAAGGAUAGCACUGAGGAACAAGGGAGUUAUAUUCCAAGACAGUGGACAGCUGCUAGUUUACAGAAUGUCCGUGGAGACGCUCCAAAGGCCAGCGAGGCAACAAGCCAGGACUCCUGUCUCUGCUUCGCCCCCACGCCUGCGACCCAAAGGGCCGGUGGGUCCAGACUUCUACCGACAGUGUUCCCCGGUGACCAGCAGACCAAAGCAGAGCGCCGUGGAGAGGCUGGAAGCAGACAAGGCUAAAUAUGUCAAGAGUCGGGUUGCUCUUUCCAAGCAGCAGCCAGUUCGGCCUCCUGAAGUGCGGAAGCCUCUGCUAAACCCUGGAGCUACUCUACGGCCCACCAGAAAGACCCCGACCCAAACCAAGACCAAGCAGGAGGAAGUCCAGCUGGACUUGGAGCACCUGAGUAACCUCAUUAGUGAUGUGAAUGAUGGACCUCAGUCCAGUGCAACUGUAAGGUCGAAGGACAGCAAAGCUCCAGAGGAUGCUGCCACUACUGCACACAACUCUCCCUGUCCAGCUCCUCUACAGAAGAAGGAGCGACCGUUUACACCUCCACGUCCUGACUGGUCCACUCCAGCUAAGGUGAGGUUAAAAGCAUCAGGUCCUGCCAGGGUUGACAGUCCAGGUUCUCCUGGGUCUCCGGCUGCAGGGACGGUGCGCAGAGUGGACGUCAUGCCUCAGGCCUCCGCUGUGAGGACGACCUGCAGACCUCCUCAGUUCAUCCGGCAGCCCCUUCAACCCGUCCCUCUACAGUCCCAGUUUCCACUCCGCCUGAUUGCUUCUCACCUCUCCCACACCAGGAAGCCUCCACCUCCAUCUCCUCUGAAACCGCUUGUCGCUCCAUCAAAGCCUGACAACUCUCCCUCCCCUCCAGCUGCAGCCCCUCUCCCUGCUCCAGCUCCCCCCAGCCUCCCCGUCUUUCCUCCUCCCUCCCCAGCGUUCACCCGUCUGUCCUCCUCCAGCUCCAGGAAACGUCCCUCUCUGACGCGGUCCAAGUCGGACAUGAGCGACCGGUUCUCCCGAGCCGGGACGGAGCUGGAACGUUUCUUCAACCUGUGUGGUCUGGACCCUGCAGACCUCCAGGAGCUGACCGGAUCCAGCUCUGAUGUUCUGUCCUUGGCUCGUUUCCGCAGCGUGAGCGCUCCUGGUUCUGAGUGUGCAGGAUCCAACAGACAAGAUGAAGAUGAUGAGGAGGAUGAGGAGGAUGCUGGCAAAGCUGCAGAUCGUGUUCCUUACGGGGUUUCUGUCAUUGAGAGGAAUGCAAGAGUGAUCAAAUGGCUGUAUGGCCUCCGGCAGGCCAAGGAAAAUGCAACUAAGAGCACCAAUUUAUAGGAGGAUGUUCAAUAGUCUCUAAGCUUUAACUUAAAAGUGAAAAUUUCAACUUAAUUUUUUUUCAACACAAAUUUUGGUAAUAAUGGGAUGCCAUAAUUAAAGUGGUACAACACCGAGAUAAAUAGAUGGAAUUUGUUUACUGAGUUUGUUCCGUUGUUUAGCUUUCUUUUGUUUGUUUUUGCAAAUUUAGAAAAUUGGUCAUUUUUUUUUUGUACUUUUCGAAUGCACAUUUUUUUGUCUGAAUUUCCUAAUGAGACUUUUUUUUCUGCUGCUGUCUGUCACUGAAGUGACAUUAACAGUUAACAAAUCAAACUCUGCUGUAAACAGAUGAAUGGGCAGGAUUAAAGAUGAAAUGAUGCAAGCAUCA